UCUGCUCCGACGCCGGUGAUUGGAAGACGAUUCAGCCAAUAAAAAUAACUUGAUAGAUGGGAACAGAGACCUUCUGGGGUGGUUGCGUUGUUCUUCGGACAUUACGGUCAGCCAUGUCACUGCAGGCUUUCAGCUUCCCUUUACCAGAAACUCGUUAUUUCAGGGCUGGUGGUUUGAUCUACCAGUUCAAGAUAAGAGGAGGCAGCAGCUUCAGAGAUGAGAAAUUUACAGGAGAAUACUCCAAAAAUCAGGAAUUGGAGGAAAUGAUCAGGACCGUUCUUGGGAACCUGGAGCGUCUCCGGCCCUUUUCCUCUGCCCACUACACGGCUUUUCCUUACAGGAAGCGGCGGGCGAGAAAGUGCAAACAUGCAGGGAAAAGGUUGAGAUUCUACCCUUUUACCCUCCUGCUGUACUUGGAGAAAAACCUGCACUGUGGAGAGCCCAUAGAACAGGACAAAGCUGUGAUCAGAGAUCCAUCAAAGCGCAGGUGGAGAAACUCACCACUAGAGGGCGCCACAGCAAAGGAUUUCUUCAAAGACAGCGAGCUGGACUCCACCAAUCAGCACGCAGAGCCAGAGGAAGCACCGCCAGCCUUUGAUGAGUUUCAGCCUGAGAGGACCGAGGACACAGGGGGGGACAGGGAGCCGCCUGGCAGCCCAGGACUCCUCCGAAAACUGCUGAGACGCAUUUGUGGGUUCUUCUUCAGAACCGACGGAGGUCAAACGUGCAGCGGAAACCCCUCAAUGUAAUCUGGGAAAAGAAUCCACAAGUGAACGGAGCAAAAACAACCUUUUAUUGAAACACAAAAGACACUGUUCUUGUUUGUUUGUUUAUUUAAAUGGUGUCUCCAACAAUCUUUCUGUUUCUUUUAUUAACAUAUUUACAUGUGAAUUGAAGUUCAAAUUCCUAAAUAUAAAUACAUCUAGUACA
Molecule: messenger RNA, 930 nt
Organism: Oryzias latipes (Japanese medaka)
Lineage: Eukaryota; Metazoa; Chordata; Actinopteri; Beloniformes; Adrianichthyidae
Gene: majin
Product: membrane anchored junction protein
Biological process (GO): homologous chromosome pairing at meiosis; meiotic attachment of telomere to nuclear envelope
Cellular component (GO): nuclear inner membrane
Molecular function (GO): DNA binding
Source: RefSeq, a predicted model, not a curated record